AUGAAGAACGUGAUACUAAACGUGCGCCAAUCUAGUACAAAGGAGAAAUUCGCAAAAUGCGAAGCUGAACUCAAUAGUACACGGGCUCAACUCCGCGAAGCAGAGACAUAUAUAGGCACAGACCAGAAACAUAAUCUCCGUGCUGCUGAACUGCAAGGUGAAGCGGAUGGCUUACGUUCGGCGCUCAAUGAGGCCAACGACCAAAUUAACAAUCUCAACAUAGCCAACAGAGCUCCUAAACAUAUUGCUGAGAGAUAUGGCAUCACUCUCAUAAAGCUUGCACUCGAUGUUCGGGAUACACCAAAAUACAAAGAUGUUUACAAUGGUGGGUAA
Messenger RNA from Sphaeroforma arctica JP610, 333 nucleotides. RefSeq lists its product as hypothetical. The record is from RefSeq and is a predicted model, not a curated record. The coding region runs from base 1 to 333 and encodes 110 amino acids. Lineage: Eukaryota; Ichthyosporea; Ichthyophonida. The transcript has a single exon.